GAUACUCUCCUUCGAAGGAACACGUUCUGAGAGGAAAAAAAAUAUUAAUCUUAUCUCUUUGCUGUCAUGAAAGUAUUAUCCUUGCGGCCCUGUACUGAAAAUUGUUGGCAGACGAACUUGGAAGUGGAGACCGGUUAGGUAACGCCCUUGCUACAAACCUAAGUACAGAAACUUGGAAACACAAUGAAAAGAAUUCUGCUUUUUGCGAUUUUGCUGAUUUCGGGCACAAAAGUACAGGGAGCGCUGAAGCUGGCGUCUGUGUUCAGCAGCCACAUGGUCCUGCAGCGCGCCCCCCAGAGGGCCGUCAUCUGGGGCACGGCCACCGUCGAGGGCGACAAAGUCACUGCACAGGUCAUCGCCACAGGCGUGAACAUAGCUCCUGUCGUCACUACCGUCUCUCACGGCGUCUGGAAACUCAAGCUGCAGCCUGUCUCAUCCCCAGGACCCUUCACCAUCAACAUCUCGUCCAGUGAGGGUCACGUGACCUUAACCGACGUGCUGUUCGGCGACGUGUGGCUGUGUUCUGGCCAGAGCAACAUGUAUUUCGUCAUGAGCCAGGUGAUGAACGCUACCAUCGAGAUCCAGCGUGCACUGGGAUUUCCGAAUAUCCGCUUUACAAAGGUCAGAACGACUGCCUCAGCCUCGCCCUACGACAACGCUGUCUUCGACAUUCCCUGGUCUGGUCCCUCUGUCACCUCCCUACACGGCUUCUCCGCGGUCUGCUGGCUCUUUGCCGAGUACCUGUAUCCUCACCUCAAGUACCCCAUAGGCCUGAUUGAAGCUUCUGUGGGUGGAACAGUCAUCGAGGCCUGGUCUUCACCCGAGGCCCUCCACGACUGUACCUCUGCCACAAAACGAGCUAAUAAUAACGAUCCCUCUGCCUUGUGGAAUGGUAUGAUUCAUCCUCUGCUGUCCAACACGCUGUUUGGAGUUUUGUGGUACCAAGGGGAGCAGAACUCCGGGCACUCCGGGCAGUACUCCUGCCAGAUACAAGCCCUGCUCAAACGCUGGCGCUCAUCCUUCAACACACAGUCUUUAGCGGAGACAGCAGCAGACUUUCCGUUUGGUUAUGUACAGCUGGCGCCGCACAACCAGGGUGAGAACUACGUCGGGUCCUACCCGCCAGAGAGGUGGGCGCAGACAGCCGGGUACGGGUACAGUCCUAACCCUGCCCUACCCAAAACUUUCAUGGCCGUGGCCAUGGACCUGCCUGACUUUGCCUCGCCACAAGGAGGCAUCCACCCGCGCUAUAAGCAAGAUGUAGCAGAAAGGCUGAUGGUGGGCGCCCUGAAUAUUGCCUACGGUCACAGUGAUGUGGUCUUCCAGGGUCCCUUCCCCAGCAAGUUCCAGCUUGACACAGCGCACCACACACUCACCAUUGAGUACGACAGUGGGCGAACUCCUCUAGAGAUCAGGAACAAUAAAGGUUUCGAGGUCUGCUGCAGUCAUUCAGGCGGCACCCAAUGCGGAGUACAUGAUUUGUGGAUGGCAACACCAAUCGUUGGGCACGAAGGAAGUCACGUGACAGUGUCUACCUCAGUCUGUACGACUAUGAAGGUGAUAGGACUGCGGUACGAAUGGUAUACGAGUCCUUGCCCCUACAAACUCUGUGCCAUCUACAGCGCCGACUCCGGUCUGCCUGCACCACCGUAUAUCACUACAAGUAUUCCUCAAUAAAACAUCAGCGAAGCAUCAACCCGUGAAUGUAUGCAAUAUGUCGUUCAGUUCAUUAAGUUCAAAAUAAUCAUUAAAAAUGAGCUAGAAUUGUUGUUUAGACUUCCAUUACUUAAAAAACAGUUUGAAAUUACCAUUGACCAUCAAUGAACCAAACCUUUUCACACUGCUGGCAACAGAAUGUCAGAAUAUACACUUUUCCCUUAAAAAAAUGAAUACAAAAGUAUAUUUUCGAGUUGAUUUUAAAGGUUGAUGCCUUGGUUUGUUUUACCUGAGAGUCUAUCAGUUACCUUAAAUACAAUGUUUCAAUCAAAUUAUGUCACCAUGCAGUUCAAUAAAACAUUUUCAAACUGAUUUAUUGAUUCAUUAUUUUAAGCGACAGUC
Molecule: messenger RNA, 2058 nt
Organism: Pomacea canaliculata
Lineage: Eukaryota; Metazoa; Mollusca; Gastropoda; Architaenioglossa; Ampullariidae
Product: sialate O-acetylesterase-like
Exons: 9
Coding region: 184-1677 (497 amino acids)
Biological process (GO): carbohydrate metabolic process
Molecular function (GO): sialate O-acetylesterase activity
Source: RefSeq, a predicted model, not a curated record